UACAUAUGUUUAAUUCCAAAGAUUGUUAUUAACCUCUAAAAGAAAUUAUCAUUAGGCCUAGUAAUCCUGUAUCAUUCCUGAACAAUCUUAGUCAAAUAUCACUUUUUGCAUGGUUCUAGUAAUUAAUUUCAUAUUUUUCUGUACGGUAAUAUGUGGUUGUAAGAUGAAGAAUCAUUGUGUGCUAUUUGGCGUUGCACUACUUCUAGAGUCGGUCAUAGUAUCAGUUCAUUGUAACGUGGCAUCACCUUUGCUUGUGACCCCAAGCCCUAACCAAGCAACUAAUUCAACAGUGUCAAUAACCGGCACUUUGCAAACUUCAUCAUUGUCAUGGACAAUCCAGUGGACAAUGGGAGUGACAGUGCUAGCAGAGGUUGCUGUAAAUACUGGAGUACCAGCCAUAGCUGAGAAUGUUUUUGCUCUCCAAACCAGAGUAACAGUCAGUGGAGUCCCCACAAUUGCUGGAAUGUUCGACAACAUCACAACGCAACUCAAUAUAUCACAAUUACAAACAACUGAUAAUAUGUUAAAUAUCAUAACUGGACUAAAGUUAACUACAGUUACGAGCUCACCCAUUAUGCUAAACAUCACAGAUUGUGAUGACUUAUACCAAGGGAUAUCUCCAUCCAACACUGCUGUGUUUGAAGGAAGUGCUACUUUUAAAUGUGUUGGUGCAAAUACAGUCAGUGUUCUCGGAACAUGUCAAGCUGAUGCAACUUGGAGUAUUAGUGGAACCUGUCCACCAGUGCAAUGCAACACCACAGCAGCAACUGAUUCAGCAAACGGGAUUAUUUUAACCAACUCCGCAUUGCUUAACACACUGGUUAAUGUUAGUGCCAUAGUAAAUGUCGGUUGUGGCGAUGGGUUUAAUGGGACAGGUGGUAGUCGUACUUGUCAAGCUGAUGGAACAUGGUCUGCUUCAAUAUCGUGUGCAAGAGUUUGCAACACAUCUGCUGUUGUAUCAAAUGGAAUAUGUCUUUCAAGUUCUGUCACACGACACAGUAAUGUUGCAGUUGGUAGUGUAGUUUCACUCACAUGUUGUGUUGGGUAUAUACCAAACAAUGGAAGUGGAACUUGUGCUAAUGAUGGUACUUGGAAUACAGUUCUUGUAUGCAUGCCCAAUGUAACUACAACUGGUCCCACAACCCAAACCCCGACAGCACCAUCAGACACAACACCUAUUUUUACCAAUAACACAACGGGGACUUCCCAACCAACAACAACCACAAAAAACACUGAAAACCCCAUUCCGCCCCCUAAACCUUGUCUGCCUUGUUGCCUCCGCAUACCUUUUCCUCGUGGUUGCUGCUGCUGGUGGUGGUGCAUUCUUUUAAUCAUUUUGUUCUUUUUGAUCGGAAUACUUGCUUUAGUUCUUUGGACAAUCGAAUUUUACAGAAUAUAUGAACCUGAACUUGGCUAUGGAAUAAAGUUUCUGAUGUUGAUUGGAACUGUCACAGUGAUUCCUAUUGUUGUUUUCGUUAUACAUCAAUACUGUACAAGGGAUAGAGGAGGAAAAAGUAACGAUCCAGUACUUGUGUUUGGGAAAAAAGAUUGGGGUGUGUGGUUUAUUCUAUGCAUUUGGUUACCAUUAAUACCUGGUAUCCUCAUGUUUAGACAAUGGCACGAAGAUGUAUAUCUAAAAAAGAAACAAGAACUCCAAAAAAAAAUUCCAACUAAAGAAGAACUCCAAAAGAAACUUUUAGAACAAGUAGAACCCAAACAGAAAUGGUUCAUGGCCAUAUGCAUUGUGUUGGGAAUACCAAUGGUUAUCUAUUACUUUGUGGAUAAGAGUAGUGUUAAACAGAGUAACAGCAGCGGAGACAAAGGCAACAAAGUUCACCCUAGCAACCAAAUUCCAUAACAAAUUUUUAUAAUAUAAUCAGCAUUCAAGUAGAUGAGCUCCUAUGAGCAGCCCUACUAUAUGUGACUCCACACGUUUUUAUAACAAAUGGAACUCCACUUUCUUGUAAAAACACAAGUAAACUAUUUAAAGUAUUGUUUCACACUGUAUUUGUUUCAUGGAUAUUUUAGUGUAUUGCAAAUUUUAUGUUUUAAAGUGUCUUGGCACUUGUAUAUAUCUUAUGCAUUUAUCGGAAAAUGAACUCCACUGUUAAUUCAUCAUAUGUUUAAAACAUUUUAACAUUGCGCAUAAUAUGCAUUUCUUAGUUUUGUAUUCCUUUUAAAGGUUCUAAAUGUCUUCAAAACUUUAAAAUCGUUCCAGGUUUAACCGUUACUAUUGCAAAUUAUACAAUUAUUUGCACUUUAAGCUUGACAUUAAGGUUGUAGUGUGUGAAACACAUUGCGUUUUAAAAGUUCACACAACGUACAACAAUUACACAAAGAUUAUUACGGGUCAUUCAAUGAUGCAGACCUGGUUAACACUUCUUAUUUUAAGCCUUAUCUCAACAGUCGUUUCCUGCAUGCCCACUCGUUGAAUAGAUUCAGGUUUAUAAUUGAUUGAAGCUUCCUUAUCGUUGCUUAGUGCUGUUUGUUUUGAUUUGUAAGAAUAAUAAGUUGCUUAAUCUUCACCUAGCAGGAAAACGACAGUGGUUAUAACACAGAUGUUCUAUUUCAUACACCUCUUGUAUAUAAUAUGUAAUCUUACAUUUUUUCAUUAUGUGUUUCCUUUUAAUCAAUUUAUUCGGUUUAUAUGUAGAAGCAUUUUAUAAUGAUGUUGUAGUUCAACUUUAUUUUUACACCUCUGUUAUUAAUCUUUAUGCAUCAUUAGAGCUGAUACCAUGUUACCGCCCAGCGUUUUAAACGCACAACUUGAAUAACCCAGGACUCUUAACAUUUGUCGGCAUUUUAAUACUUGCAGUUACGUCACAGUGUAAAUGUAACUCUUAAAACCAAGUUCCGUCCCCUACUAUGUAUAGUUUUACAUUAACAUAAAAAUAAAUUCGAAAUUGUA
Ciona intestinalis (vase tunicate) is the source of this 2908-nucleotide messenger RNA. NCBI's taxonomy places the organism in Eukaryota, Metazoa, Chordata, Ascidiacea, Phlebobranchia, Cionidae. The record is from RefSeq and is a predicted model, not a curated record.